Nycticebus coucang (slow loris) is the source of this 3564-nucleotide messenger RNA. RefSeq names its product P2Y receptor family member 8 (gene P2RY8). Gene Ontology annotation, cellular component: membrane. Gene Ontology annotation, molecular function: G protein-coupled purinergic nucleotide receptor activity. The record is from RefSeq and is a predicted model, not a curated record. The transcript is spliced from 4 exons. The coding region runs from base 593 to 1669 and encodes 358 amino acids. Gene Ontology annotation, biological process: phospholipase C-activating G protein-coupled receptor signaling pathway; positive regulation of Rho protein signal transduction. Lineage: Eukaryota; Metazoa; Chordata; Mammalia; Primates; Lorisidae.
UGGAGUUUGCAUCUGACUGCACGCCCAGCUGGCUUGAAUGCCCACUGGGCAACCCGCUGCAGAGACAACACCAUGGCCACUGCGGGGAAAGCCAUUUGCUGACGGGGAAUACUUUCAGAAGCAGGUUAGCUGGCCAGGGCUGGCAAACCGAUGGCUGCCUUCCUGAGCCCAGGGCCCUGAGGAACAGUCCACAGCUGAUGCUUUCUCACUGCGUUGCCUGAAGGCCCUCCAGAAGGCUGUUACUGCUGCCGCCCACUGCUGCUGGACAGAGGCACUGAUGCGUCUUCAGGCACUGUGCAGUCUCUUUUCUGAAGGCCAAACCCACAGGGGCCAAAGGAUGCUCAAGGUCUUCAACUGCCCGGGUGAGGCCCACCCGGGUCACUGAGGAUAAUCUCCUUCAGGGAAAGCUGACUGACUGUGGACUCUGAGCACACUACAGACACCUGGACGGCAGGCCCGGCCCAGUUGUCCAGCUGUACACACACCUGGAGCUGUGGCCAAGCCCUGUGCACACAGAGCACUGACCAUCCCCGUCACUUUCCCAGGCGCCCCCGGAGCUCGCGGCCCCGCCGGCCCGUCCGUCCUCGCGAGCAUGGACAUGAACAUGAGCGGCCCGGACAACGCCACGCUGCAGAUGCUGCGGGACCCGGCCAUCUCCGUGGCGCUGCCCGUCGUGUACUCGGUGGUGGCGCUGGUCAGCAUCCCGGGCAACCUCUUCUCGCUGUGGGUGCUGUGCUUCCACAUGGGACCCAAGUCGCCGUCCGUCAUCUUCAUGAUCAACCUGAGCGUCACGGACCUGGCGCUGGCCAGCGUGCUGCCCUUCCAGAUCCACUACCACGCCAUCGGCAACCACUGGGUGUUCGGCGUGCACAUGUGCAAAGCGGUGACCGUGGCCUUCUACGCCAACAUGUACUCCAGCAUCCUGACCAUGACGUGCAUCGGCGUGGAGCGCUUCCUGGGCGUGGUGUACCCGCUCAGCUCCGCGCGCUGGCGCCGCCGCCGCUACGCGCUGGCCGCCUGCGCGGGCGCCUGGCUGCUGCUGCUGGGCGCGCUGUCCCCGCUGGUGCGCACUGACCUCACCUACACGGUGGACGCCCUGCGCAUCACCACCUGCUUCGACGUGCUCAAAAAGGACAUGCUGCCCAGCGUGGCCAUGUGGGCCGUGUUCCUCUUCACCAUCUUCGUCCUCCUCUUCCUCAUCCCCUUUGUGGUCACGGUGGCCUGCUACACGGCCACCAUCCUCAAACUGCUGCGGAGCCCCGAGGGCCACAGCCGGGAGCAGCGGCGGCGCUCCGUGUACCUGGCCGUCGUGGUGCUCCUGGCCUUCGUCACCUGCUUCGCUCCCAACAACUUCGUGCUCCUGACGCACAUCGUCAGCCGCCUGUUCUACGACCGCAGCUACUACCACGUGUACAAGCUGACGCUGUGCCUCAGCUGCCUCAACAACUGCCUCGACCCCUUCGUCUACUAUUUCGCCUCGCGCGAGUUCCAGCUACGCCUCCGGGGCUACCUGCGCUGCGGCCGGCCGCCCCUCGACAGCCAAGACGCGGGCCGCGACAGCCUGUUCUCCGCGCGGACGCUGUCUGCGCGCUCCGCGUCCUGCACCGCCGAGGACGGGCUGGACGCUGCCGGCAGACCCGGGCGGCAGAGGCGCGUGAGCGAGUUCUGAGCCCGGGGCUGGGGCGCGGGGUCGGGGGAGCAGCGGGCGGGCGGCUGCGGCGCGCAGAGUUUGCCACCUUUGGCAUCGCCGCCUUCGGGGCGCGCUGGGGAGAGGAACGCCCUCCUAGGCAGGCUCUCACCGAGGAUAGAAAAAAGCAAAGCAGCCGGCAUAGACCCCUUCGUUUUCCGGGAGGUGGAAGCAGCCUCCGGAGGGUCUGCCCUGCCUUGGGGAGGAGACGCCCAGGCUCCACGAGGGGGCUGUUUGUCUCCAUAGGGUUCCUGGGUAUGCCCCUGACGGCCGUCUGUUUUAUCCACAUUGGUGACCUUCUCCUACGCGAUCAUCUUCAGGACCGGCUGUCGCCUGGGGGUCUCAACCUCCCAACCCUUCCCACCCCCCACCUCCCCACACCCCAGUCCUGCUGCAAACUGGAAUUGGCGCAUUUGUGUCUUUUGCUCAGGGUCUCGGCUCUCCUGUGAUCCAUCAAGGACAGGCCCUGGGAGCUCUCCGUCACGGGGUCCCCCCUCUGUCAGCACAGCUGCCCUCCUCUGCUUAGAGGGAGGCCGAUUCCUUUCCUGCUUCAGCCCGACUCCCAGGGACUCCCCAAGGACAGGAUGUUCCCCUCAAGACCCCAGAACCUGCUCAGGGCCCCCAUCCCUUGCCUGAGCGUGAGACCCACUGAGGCCAGGCUGUGUAAGGAAGCUCUGUGAGACCUGUGGGGUGCAGCUUGCCUUGGGGGUUCCCACCUGCACCCCUCCAGCUCCCAUUCUUCAUGGAGGGCCCCUGCCCACUGUGCCUCCUGACAUGGUCCUUACAUCAUGCUCCUUCCCACCAGCCUGCACCUGGCAUCUGUCCCCAAGACUCUUUAGGGACCUGUACCCAGGGAUGGUGGGGACCCCACAGACCUGCAGGGGUGCCUGCCCCAGCACCUGCAGGCCACAUGGGCCAUCCCUAUGGUGUGGCAUGUCUCUGCCUUUUCCCUGAGCCUGGAAUGUGCCUGCAGUGGUUUGGGGACAAGAGGAGACCCCCAUCUCCGAGGCUCUGAACAGCCAAGACAGCAAAGUUCUGUGGAUCUGGGGGUUUAUGUGGAACAGUAGAGGUCAGCUCCUUGUACAAAAUGUGGAAGAAUUGGAGUCCAGGCUGCCUUGAGAGAGAAAGGCCUUUCCAGAAUGUGCACAGGGACAGCCGGCCUUUUGGCCAGGGCAUCAGGGACCUCCAGGACAGGAUGGCUUUGGGAAGGCUGCCUGUGCUUCCUGUGGCCUGGGAUUUUGAUGGAGACACUCUGAGGCUGACGAUAGGAGGGUUCCUAUCCCCUGUUGUCAUUAAAAAGAUAUGUUUGUUUUGCUGUCUCCCCCUCCUCUAACCCAUCAUACCUGGAAUUUUAGAAUGGAGGUUAUUUGGGAAUAAGGUCUUUACGAUUGUAACUAAUUAGAGUGAGGUCAUGGAGAAUUUACAGAGGGCCUUAAGUCCAGCGACAGGUGUUCUUAAAGGAAGACCAGACUCAGACACAGAGGAGAAGCCACGUGGAGAUGGAGGCAGAGCCUAGAGUGAUGUGGCCACAAGCCCAGGGUACACCUGGAGCCCCCAGGAGCUGGGAGAGGUAGGAAGGAGCCUCUCUGGGGCCUCCAGAAGGAACUGGAUACAGUGUAAGGGGUUGGAUGGUGACCCCAAAAUGCAUACCCAUGUCCUAUCACCCAGGAACCAUGAUUGAGACACAGUUUGGCAAUAGGGUCUCUGCAGAUGUAAUUAGUGAAGAAGGAUCUUGAGAUAAGACCAUCCUAGAUGAGGAAGGGCCUCAAAUCCAGUGCCUCCUAAGAGGCAGCAGAGGAGACUCAGACAUAGAGGAGAAGCCACGUGGAGGAGGCAGAGACUGGAGUGAUGUGGCCACAAGCCCAGGGACACCUGGA